This is a messenger RNA of Cordyceps fumosorosea ARSEF 2679, 1908 nucleotides long. Its product is annotated as serine/threonine-protein kinase. The transcript has 4 exons. Gene Ontology annotation, biological process: protein phosphorylation. NCBI's taxonomy places the organism in Eukaryota, Fungi, Ascomycota, Sordariomycetes, Hypocreales, Cordycipitaceae. The coding region runs from base 1 to 1908 and encodes 635 amino acids. The record is from RefSeq and is a predicted model, not a curated record. Gene Ontology annotation, molecular function: protein serine/threonine kinase activity; ATP binding.
AUGGCGAUGUCGUGGAAACUAACAAAGAAGCUCAAGGAGACGCACUUGGGCACCCUGAGCCCAUUCUCCCGAUCCGCUUCGACCUCGACCAUAACAGAAAAAGAUGGCAAGGCCCAGCCCAGCCCAGGACUGGAAACUCCUGUCCCCGAGAAUGAUGCUGCUCCUGCCACAGUUACGGCCCCAGAACCGACCGCCAAAGCGCCAAAGCCCGGUAUCUUGAUUGUUACUCUUCAUGAAGGGCAGGGGUUCGCUCUCCCAGAAGAGCACCGCGACGCAUUUACCUCACAACACCACGGUUCAUUAUCGACGAGCAAUGCGGCAUCCGUCAGGCCUGGAUCCCAGCGUAUGGCAGGGUCCCUGAUCAACACCGGAUCGCACCGCCCCCAUUCGUCUGCUGGCGGCUUCUCCGGCAUUCCUACCAACCACGGUCGCAUAUCCGGAAAAUUCAUGCCCUAUGCUCUCAUCGACUUUGAUAAAGUUCAAGUUUUCGUCAAUUCGAUUCAAGGAAAUCCAGAGAAUCCUCUAUGGGCAGGCAGCAAUACGCAGUACAAGUUUGAUGUGUCCCGUGUCACCGAACUCGUCAUCCACCUCUACAUGCGCAACCCAAAUGCCCCGCCCGGCGCUGGACGCAGUCAGGACAUUUUUCUUGGCGUCGCUCGUAUCAACCCCAAGUUCGCAGAGAGACAACCAUAUGUGGACGACCCCAAGCUGAGCAAGAAAGAUCGUGAAAAGGCUGCCGCUGAACAUGCCCAGAAGCAGAACGGCGAGGGCCACAGCGGAGUAGAAUGGGUCAAUGUGCAAUUCGGCUCUGGCAAGAUCAAGGUUGGCGUCGAAUAUGUAGAGACUCGAGUUGGCAAGCUCACUAUUGAUGACUUUGAAUUGCUCAAGGUAAUUGGCAAGGGCAGCUUCGGCAAGGUCAUGCAGGUCCGCAAAAAGGAUACCAAUCGAAUCUACGCCCUCAAAACGAUUCGAAAGGCGCACAUCAUUUCUCGAUCCGAAGUUGCGCAUACCCUCGCUGAAAGAUCCGUGCUGGCACAGAUUAACAAUCCCUUCAUUGUCCCCCUCAAGUUCAGCUUCCAGUCGCCCGAGAAGCUAUACUUUGUCUUGGCUUUUGUCAACGGCGGUGAGCUCUUCUUUCAUCUCCAAAAGGACGGCCGCUUUGACGUGAACCGGGCGCGAUUCUAUACGGCUGAGCUGUUAUGCGCUCUCGAGUGCUUGCAUGGAUUUAGCGUCAUCUAUCGCGACCUUAAGCCCGAAAACAUUCUUCUCGACUACCAAGGCCACAUUGCGCUAUGCGAUUUUGGUCUGUGCAAGCUUGACAUGAAGGACGAGGACCGAACGAACACGUUUUGCGGUACGCCCGAGUAUCUCGCUCCAGAGCUCCUCCUGGCCCAUGGCUAUAACAAGACGGUCGACUGGUGGACCCUUGGUGUUUUGCUUUACGAGAUGCUGACGGGCCUGCCGCCGUACUAUGACGAGAACACGAAUGAAAUGUACCGCAAGAUUCUGUCAGAGCCUCUGCACUUCCCCGAUAUUGUGCCGCCGGCCGCCAAAGAUCUGCUUACGAAGCUGCUCAACCGCGACCCGAGGCAGCGGCUUGGAGCUAACGGCUCUGCUGAAAUCAAGGCGCAUCCGUUCUUCCACGCCAUAGAUUGGCGCAAGUUACUGCAGCGAAAGUACGAGCCUACUUUCAAGCCCAGUGUUGCCGACGCGUUGGAUACUGGCAACUUUGACCGUGAUUUUACACAAGAGAUUCCAAAAGACUCGCUGGUGGAUGGCCAUCCGCUUUCGGAGACGAUGCAGAACCAGUUCAAUGGAUUCAGCUACAACAGACCGAUUGCCGGACUGGGAGACGCGGGCGGCAGCGUCAAGGAUCCAUCAUUUGUGGGCAGCAUCCCCGAGCAUUAG